AUGAAACGGAUUUGUCGCGCUUCAAGUCAUCGGCCAGCCAUUAUUCUGAUAAUUGCUUUGACUCUGGUCUUCGUCGCCAUCUUGAGUUUUCGGAAACCUUCCAUCAAGGUAGAGACUACAACACAUUACAGUGGAGUUAUUAAGAACUAUGAUGGGAUCAGACAUAUCCAGCGUACAGAACCUGUGGCAGUUGUAGAAAACCCAAAGGCAGUUCCCAGGGAAAGCGCCUCGGAUGUUAUCUGUGUCGCUACACCAUCGCCCGAUACCAGCAGGUACCCGACAAUGGCGGCCGAGAGACAACAUCAAGUCUUCGACCCGGAGAAAGUUCUCAAGUUAUUCUCUUCUUGCCGGGCGGAGGACGAUCUUAUCUUUAUAGACUGUUAUGUCGAUGCUUAUGAAGAGUUGUGCAAGCUGUUCAGAUUAUUUGGCACAAUCUUCACCUUCGUUACUUCGGACGUCGAGCAGAAGAUCUGCAUCCUUCGAGAAUACAACAAGGGAGAUGACUCUCAAGAAUAUAAAACGGUUCAGUCCAUGCUGCAGUUUGAGGUCCUUCAUGAACUCACAGACAACAAGAAGAAAGCUUCUGGGGCUCGAACUCUCCUGCGACUCCACCGGGCCAUGGAGUUUAUCUCUGCGUUCCUCGAGAAACUGAAAGAAACCAAUAGCACAGUGAAGUUCUCCUCGGCCACCAGCGAAGCUUACGACACAACUCUAGCGAGACACCACCCGUGGCUGAUCAGAAAGGCAGUGCAUGUAGCAUUGUACAUGCUGCCGGCUCGCCAGGACCUGCUCAAGAAAAUGGGAGUGGAUGACGACCAAAAAGGCAUGCAAGGAAUUAGCGACUUGAUAUCAGAACUGGUUAUAAUAUUUAAUGUGAUAGAAAAAUUGUAUGCCAAAGAUGAAUUACUGAAUCUGCCGUGA
Messenger RNA from Candidula unifasciata, 921 nucleotides. Lineage: Eukaryota; Metazoa; Mollusca; Gastropoda; Stylommatophora; Geomitridae. The record is from the annotation of a GenBank genome assembly.